Rotaria sordida is the source of this 1272-nucleotide messenger RNA. NCBI's taxonomy places the organism in Eukaryota, Metazoa, Rotifera, Eurotatoria, Philodinida, Philodinidae. The record is from the annotation of a GenBank genome assembly.
AUGAAAAAAGGUUCUGUAUUUGCUGGUAAAAAAGGUCCUUUAACAACUGGUUAUGGUACACCAGUUAAUAUAUCAUCAACAUCAUCUUCAUUCUUCGAUAAUAGCCUUCAACAAAUAUCACAUAAUCCAAUAGGACCUUCAAAAAAUUGGCAAGCAACACCAAUAAAUUCACAUCGAUUUCCAUCUACACAUUAUUCAUCACAACAACCAAAUUCAACAUCAACUAUUCGAACACAUCCUUUAAUUACAUCUGUUAUUAUUACAAAUACACCAAAUUCAAAUAUAAUUAAUCGAGUUAAACCAUAUACACUUCAAGGUCUUGUUGAAAAUCUUAAUGAAUUACUUGCUGAACUUGCUAUUCCACAUUCAAUGCGUUAUGAUACAAAAUAUGGUUUUGAAGAUAUUCUUACUGUACUUGAUCAUUUAACAAAUCCAUUACGUUAUGAAACUCAACGUUUUCAACCAUUUCCACCAUUACCACAACCAACAAAACCAGGUGGAAAAAUUUCUUUAACUGAUCGUUGGGCUUAUUUAAAACAAGUUUUUCUAUUAUAUCGUCUUUCAACAAUUGAACAAUUAUCACGUAUUAAACCAGAACGUGUUAUGUCACAUGAUCAUAUAAUAAUUAUGAUAGAAUUAUUAAUACAAUUAAUAACAUGUAUAUUUAAAAGUCAACAUGAACAAGAACGUAUAGCAACAAAUAAUUAUUUAAGUGAAUUUAAAUUAUUAAUGCGUCAAAUGUUUUGGAUUGGAAGACAUAAUCCAGUUGUUAUGGAAGAAUCUAUGUAUGAAUUACGACAUCAUAUCUAUGCAAAAGAUAAUCUUGAAAUAGUUGAUCGAUUACAACAUGAAAAAAAAAUGAAUGAAAUGACUAUUGAACGAGAUCAAUUAAAACAACAAUUUGAAGAAUUAAAAAUGAAUCGUAAUGAACUUGAAAAUGAAUGUACAACAUUAACAACAACAAAUGAGAAUGAUAUUGUUGAAUUUACUCGAAAACAAGAAGAAGCAUCAGAUGAACAAUCAAAAUUAAUUGAAUUAACACAAAUUGUUGAACAAAAAGAAAUGGAUAAAAAACAUUUAAUUGACCGUAAUCAAUCAUUAUCCGAUAAACUUUUUAAUCAACAAACAGAUGUUGAGUUACAACGUCAUGUUCGUUCAAAUAAUGAACUUAAACAACAACAUGAAGUUCUUCUUUCGACAUUACUUCUUGAACAACAAUUACAUAUAACAGCAGCUAAUGAACAUAAACGACUUGUUAAAGAAGUAAAUUAA